GAGAGCGGCUGGUAAAACAGGUUCUCCGCAGGGAGUUGUCUCCAAAACCCUGGGAGACCUGGAUGGCUGGAGCCCCGAGCACGGGUCUCCGCUGGAGCCCUGGCGCAGCGGGCGGCGAGGAGUGAUUUGCUUUUGCGUGGCACUCCUGGGCAGGGCGUCUUUUGCACGGCGCCGCUAGUAGACAAAUUACAGCCUUGCCUCUGUCAAGGUAGAUAAGAAACCAUGUGAUGCAGUGCGGUGGUAAACGGGUUGCGGGCAGGGUAAAGGUGCACAGGGAAAUAACCUUGCAGGGAGUUCCUCCCUCCUCGGGAAGCCGAGACUCCGGGCAGUGCAGAUCCCCGCGGGACCGGCAGCGCCUCGGCCUUGAUGCCUGCGCGAGUUUUGGGGGCUCUCUGAAACUCCCGGAAAGCAGGAAUGUCUUCAGGCAGAAGGAACUGGUCCGAUCUCUCCAGCCUGGCCAGGCAGAGGACCCUUGAGGAUGAGGAAGAGCAGGAAAGAGAACGCCGGCGAAGGCACCGGAGCCUGCUAUCCUCCACAUCGACGGAUGAAGAACCUCCUAGUCCUGUGAAAGACACCAGUCCAGCUUCCAGCAGACCUCAAUCCCUGGUGAAGCUGAUGUCUCCAGAGGACGAAGAAGAGCGUAAGCUCUCAGAGGUGUUGAAGACACAAGAAGGGAGACGGACAAGGUCCCCGAUGGCCGUCUCUGCAAAGCUGAGGCAGGAGAAGGAGCAGCAGGAGCCAGGGAUGGGAGCAAUCCGCACGGAGGCAGGAACGCAGCCACGCACGGGGCAGGACCAGGCUGGAGAUCGGGGUCAGGAUGCAGCCAAGGGCAGAGGGGACCCAUCAGGAGACCAGCGCCCAGAGCCGGCCUCAGAGAGGAAGGUGGUGGUGAGGGGACGGCUCCAGGACAAAGAGGGACAAGGUGUGGGGAUGCCUCAGGAGGAGCAGAGGAAGGAGGUGGGGGGGUCGCAGCAGCGGGCAUCACCUGAGCUGGGGGGCUGCCGCCUCCGCGAAGUGAGGAUUCUGACCAGACAGGGAAGCUGCAGCACGGAGGAGAAGACAGCCUCGGUGGUGACCUUGUCUCUGGACCAGCAGCAACCAUCCAGGAAUCCCUCAAAGGAGGUAAUACAGCUGUCUGCCACCCAAGAGGAACCUGCAGAAAAGUCAGAUACUUCUCCAACUCAGGUCACCUACAGCAGCUCCAUCAGACGAGCCAGCCCAAGAACUGUCUCCUUUCGGAUGAUCUCAAGAAAAGAGAAAGAAGAAAGCCAAAGCCCUCUCACAAGGAGCGCGAGUCUGAGGAUCCCAGGUAGCAGCACCACCAUUGGGGAGAAGCUGGAAAAGUACAACUCGGCCGUGCAGCGCUCGGAGGUGGUGAAAUCAUCCCUGACUAUUCAGAAGAAUCUCUUGCUGUCCUCGGAGGGGGUGGCCAGCAAGCGCAACUUCUUCGAGGCAAGCGUUCCCAGCAAGGCUGAGCCGCUGGCUGUCAGGAAGGACAACCUGAAGAUCCCAGGAUCAGUGACAUCCCGCAUUAAUCUAUGGAUCAGCCGAACUCAGGAGCCCGCCAAGGAGGAAAAAAGCAAGGACAUCAGGAAAAUAAACAGCCUGCCAAACCGUGACACUUGGGUAAAGCAGCCUGGAGACACCCCUGGAGACACCAAGUUGUAAUAAUAUCAGUUGCACUAAUAUCAGAUGAUCUGGGAAAAACCGUUUUGCUGUGAAGAUCAAAGCCCAGCCCUUCCCAACCGUCCAGCAGCCCACUGCCACGAGAGUCCCCCGCGCCGUGUGUGGGUCCCAGGUCGCCUCUGCUUGUGGGACGGGAAGGAAGAAGGCUGGAAGACUAUCCCUGCACCCCCAGUCCUCACUCACUGCCUCUCCAGGAGUGCCCAGGCCUGGAGGCUCCUUGCAAAUGCUGAGGGCAGACUCUUGCUUUGUUUCUCCACAAGAUUUUGGUGUUUUGCUCCCAAUCUCUGCCUUGUGCCCCAUAACUGCGCUUGCAAAGCGGAUCAGCCUGUACGUCUCUCUUGCAGCUGGAUGAUGUUAGUGGGGCAAGAAGCUGACCGGCCAAGGGAGUUUCAGCUGCAUGUCCAUGGACCAUGUCCAUCCCUGCUGCCUGGCUGGUGUGGGGUGAGGUGGGGCAGGCAGAUAUCACCCCCCUCCCAGGCUGUCACUGCUGGAGGGACCCAACCAAAGGCAAAUGGUGUUUGCAAAGUCACACGUGCAUCUGUGUAGCUUGGAGAAGUCUCAUGGAAGAAGGGUGGCCCUGGUGCUUCCCUCCAGCACGCGGCUGAGACAGAGACAGAGAUUUGGCCUUCUCCACCCUGCCCUUACCAUUCCCGGCCACCUACAAGCAGUGACCCCUUUCACGUAGUGAUACGGGAAGGGUGGGCUGGCCACGGCCCUGUUUUUGGGGUCGUAUGGAGCUGAGCGCCCUGUGCUGGGCCCCUGCUGCAAACCCCAUUUCCCUCUCGCCUUUCCUCCUGAGCCCUUUGCCCGUGGCUCUGCAGCCCCCUGGUCCUGCGCUCCCCGGGCUGCUGAGCCCACCCAGCAGGGAAAUGGGGUGCUCUCUCGAGACCAGUUUUAGGGUUCCAUGGGCAGCCCAUAAAAUGAUGCUCAAAUCCUUGUGCCGGGGGCCAUUCAAUGGGCUAGGGCUGUGCCUUGAGCAACCACUGCGGUGUCCAGAUUCGGUGUGUGACUCUGCUGCUGCCCUGAUCUGUUCUUGCUUGUUGGGCUUUGGAAAGGACUUGGUUUUCUCUGUGCCUUUUUUUUUUUUUUUUC
This is a messenger RNA of Chroicocephalus ridibundus (black-headed gull), 2778 nucleotides long. RefSeq names its product ladinin 1 (gene LAD1). Gene Ontology annotation, molecular function: structural molecule activity. The record is from RefSeq and is a predicted model, not a curated record. The transcript is spliced from 10 exons. NCBI's taxonomy places the organism in Eukaryota, Metazoa, Chordata, Aves, Charadriiformes, Laridae. The coding region runs from base 415 to 1668 and encodes 417 amino acids.